AUGUCCAUGCGAGUUGUGCCCAGUGUCUUGGGCAAAAGAGGGAUUCAGGACCUCUGCGGGACGCACACGCGCUUACCCUUGCUCGUAGCCUCCAGACGGCUGCCUUACAUUUACGGUGCUCGCCAUUAUGCCAGUACCGAACAAGAGGGCAGACGGGAGGAUACGGGACCGCCUCCGGGCUUCGACAGUUCCAAAGCAAGCCAAUCCUCCAGCUCAACCUCCCUUUCCAAAUCCAAUUCUGCCUCGAACAGUGCCAACUCGUCCCAGCGAGAGUCUUCCUCCUCCAGCUCUACCAACUCUGAUACUUCUACUUUUCACGUCCCUGACUGGGAGGAGAACCCAGACCUCAGUAUAUCCAAGUUCUCCGAGCUACCCGGGAAAGAUUUUGGGGUCAAUCAACAUAUUCUUAUAAAUGAAGAGUUCAAGGAAGCGUUGCGACAAAUACUCUGGAAAUUCCGGGCGCCAAUCAGAUAUGCCUUUGCGUACGGUUCGGGCGUCUUCCCUCAGAGCUCCAAGCAAGAGGACGGGAACUCGAACCUCCAUCCAUCGCCGCCCGAAGCAAUUGCCAAAGUGCAGGACGGCAACCAGAAGAUGAUUGACUUUAUAUUUGGUGUUUCAUACUCGCAGCACUGGCACUCUCUGAACCUGCAAGAACAUCGGGAUCAUUACUCGGCCGUUGGGUCUUUGGGAUCAUACGCCGUCUCCAAGAUCCAAGAUUCCUUUGGUGCAGGGGUAUACUUCAAUCCGUACGUCACAGUGAACGGUACACUGAUCAAAUAUGGCGUGGUCAACUUGGACACUCUGUGUAAAGACCUUUCUGAGUGGAACACUUUGUAUCUGGCCGGCCGGCUCCAAAAACCCGUCAAGAUCUUGCGAGACAACCCGGCAGUACGAUUGGCGAACCAGGUGAAUCUGAUUGCCGCCGUGCGCACAGCUCUUCUCCUUCUCCCGCCCGAAUUCACCGAACAACAGCUCUACUCGACCAUCGCGGGCAUCUCAUACAUGGGAGAUCCGCGGAUGAGCAUUGGCGGAGACGAUCCAGGCAAAGUCAACAACAUAGUCAAACACCAGCUGUCCAAUUUCCGCCGUCUCUACGCGCCGUUGAUCGAGAACCUGCCGAACAUCUCUUUCAUCGAUUCCGCCACUUCCAGACGCGACUGGCUGGAAGAUCCCACGGUCAAUACCAAGCUAGCUCAAAACAUGGACCCCGUCACGCGAGGCCACAUGGUCCGCCGCCUACCCAGCGCCUUCCGCCAGAAACUGUAUUUCGAGUACCAGUCCAAAUUCAACAUCCCGCGCGGCGAGUUCCAGAAGAUGCUCGAGCAGACCAAAGACGAAGACCCGGACCGGAUCCGCAAACGGCAGGGCGGCCCCUUUGAGCGACGCAUUGCCGAAGACACCGAGGGUGGUGGACUACGAGAAGAGGUCCGGCAGGUCAUUGAAUCGACCAUUCGCUGGCCCAGUCUUAUGCAGACCAUCAAGGGACCCAUCACGUCGGGCUUUGCGCGUAGCUGGCGCUACAUAAAGGAGAAAAGACUGAAGGCGAAAAAGGGAGCGCUUGCUCUCAGUCAAGAAAAGAAGAAUAAAUGA
Molecule: messenger RNA, 1590 nt
Organism: Capronia coronata CBS 617.96
Lineage: Eukaryota; Fungi; Ascomycota; Eurotiomycetes; Chaetothyriales; Herpotrichiellaceae
Exons: 1
Coding region: 1-1590 (529 amino acids)
Biological process (GO): CDP-diacylglycerol biosynthetic process; cardiolipin biosynthetic process
Cellular component (GO): mitochondrion
Molecular function (GO): phosphatidate cytidylyltransferase activity
Source: RefSeq, a predicted model, not a curated record